GCUGCGCGGGGGGUGGGCGUGGCUGGAAGCCGGCGCUAGGACCCGCCGGAGCGCCGCGGACGUCAUGGAGCGGCGCCUGGGCCUCUGGUUGAGCGCGAGGCGCGAGUGAUCGGUCGGUGGUUUCCCUCGCGGGGCCCUGGCCCCGAGUCCGGAAUCGAGGCCGGAGUCGGUACCGGGGAAGAGGAGAAGGGCGGGAUUCCCUCAGGGGAAGAAUCCAGCCUGGCAGGAGGUGAAGUCUUAUUCCAGCCUAGUUUCGCUUUCCGCGUGUCCGGCUUCACGCUACCCGCCCUGCGCAUCCAGCUGUUCCCUCUGCGGCGGUGCCCUUUAUGCGGGCACAACUCUGGCCUUAUCUACUCCCAGGAGACUGCAGGGCGAGGCGGCCAGUGCACAGAGGCUGAUCGCGGCGCAGCUGAUGCCUCCGAGCUCUGACGCCAGCGUGGGGGCUCCUUCCCAGCUGCUCCGGUGUCGGGAAGGAUGACCACGCUCACGCGACAGGAUCUCAACUUUGGUCAAGUGGUGGCCGACGUGCUCUGCGAGUUCCUCGAGGUGGCGGUGCACCUGAUCCUCUACGUGCGUGAGGUUUACCCGGUGGGCAUCUUCCAGAAGCGUAAGAAGUACAACGUGCCUGUCCAGAUGUCCUGUCACCCGGAGCUGAACCAGUAUAUCCAGGACACGUUGCACUGCGUCAAGCCGCUUCUGGAGAAGAAUGAUGUGGAGAAAGUGGUGGUCGUCAUCUUGGACAAAGAGCACCGCCCAGUGGAGAAAUUCGUCUUUGAAAUCACCCAGCCUCCGCUGCUGUCCAUCAGCUCAGACUCCCUGCUGUCUCACGUGGAGCAGCUGCUCCGAGCCUUCAUCCUGAAGAUCAGUGUAUGUGAUGCUGUCCUGGACCACAACCCCCCAGGCUGUACCUUCACAGUCUUAGUGCACACGAGAGAAGCCGCCACUCGCAACAUGGAGAAGAUCCAGGUCAUCAAGGACUUCCCCUGGAUCCUGGCAGACGAGCAGGACGUCCACAUGCACGACCCCCGACUGAUACCCCUGAAAACCAUGACAUCAGACAUCUUAAAGAUGCAACUCUACGUGGAAGAGCGAGCUCAUAAAAGCAGCUGAGGGUGUGCCCGCCCACCGUGGAUGCCACAACUGCCGGACUUUGGGGGCCCAGCCUAGGGCAGUGCUGCAGGGUCACUCUGAUUCCAAGUGCUCUUAUUGCCUCUGUGUAUGGACCACCCACCCUCCAGCCCGGAGGAAUUCCUCCCCAGGAGGGCAGGGAAGGGUGCUGGGACCUCAAUUUCUCAGCCUCCUGGGACUUAGCUGGCCAACGCUGCCUCAAACACUGUGCUGUCAGUUGUUUCAAUAAAGAGCCCCCAGGGCUGA
Molecule: messenger RNA, 1374 nt
Organism: Kogia breviceps (pygmy sperm whale)
Lineage: Eukaryota; Metazoa; Chordata; Mammalia; Artiodactyla; Physeteridae
Gene: MAD2L2
Product: mitotic arrest deficient 2 like 2
Cellular component (GO): zeta DNA polymerase complex
Source: RefSeq, a predicted model, not a curated record